AUGACCAAACUAUCCUACAGCCUUCUCGAUCUGCCACUUUCAAUUAGAAUCCGUAUCUACAUUUUUGCAGGGCUUGCCAAUAAUAGGCUCAUUCCCCUCGAUCGCAAACAUCGCGUCGAGGAACAAUCUGCCCCCACUUGGGAAUACUCUGACCGCAAACUCAAUCUACACCUGGCGGACUUGGCCAUAUAUUCAGCCCUUCUAGUCAUCUGUCGGGCUACUCAUGAUGAGGUGUCGCGUUAUUUCUAUUCCGCCAACACGUUUGUCGCGCACGACCUGCAAACAUUGGGCCGCCUAGGCCCGUCAUAUCUCGCUUUGCUGACCUCUCUCAAACUCAUCCCCUGCCUUACAAAAAGCGCGAAUACCCGCAAUGAAUGUACCUGCACGCCCCUCCAAUUUAUCGAAGACAAGAUAGUCCUCGGCGUGGUUAGCCCUUGGGAUCGCUCCUCCCUCUCGCAGUGGAACUGGACGAUGAAAAAAAUUGCACCGCAUUUGGCCGGCGAUAGACUUGACCUGAGUAUUAUAUGCCCUGUGUAUAAUGAAAGAACCGCCAAAAGUGUGGUGGAACCUUUGCGCCACUUCCCUGUUUUAUCUAGCUGCCACAUCAGGCUCGGUUCCUUCAAUCGUCGCAAGUAUGCUAUCCAGAUGAUCGCCAUGAAAGCUGCCAAACAGGCCAUGGGCCAGAUACCCACCCCUGUGCAACCAUUUCGAUUCUUUGAUCUCCCCACUGAAAUCCGUCUACUUGUUUACCAGUACACCGAUCUCAUCAGCCCGCUCAACAAGCUCCAAUGGGACCCAGACCAUGGCUAUACAGUUGACCCAUCAUUCUGCCCACCAGAAUGUAGUCCACCUUAUGAUACCUGUCAUCCUAACGUGCAUAGGGACUGCGGGUCCCCUAAUGUCCCCCGCUGUCACUGUCGUCAUGGCUUGUCAAACUGGCAUGGCGGAAUGCCAUACUGUUGGACAUGCACACACUACGCCUGCCAGUUUAACACAUGCAAAGCCCAACCUGCACACGGUACAGACCUAGGUCUAAGCUGCUGCGGUGCAAAGACAUCAGCGUACUCCCCCGCAUGUCAUUGCUGGAAACCACCCGUCGCGCUAUUCAGCACAUCUCGAGCCAUCCGAGAAGAAACACAGCGAGUGUUCUUCUCUCAAAACGCAUUCGAGAUUCCCCACUAUAAGUCCUACUCAUACACAGCGGAAGCCGAAGCCGCACCGGAGAGAUGUGCAGCGGCAGUAUUCCUAGCAGAGGUUGUACCUGCAGAUCUACUGCCGUACCUCAGUAAACUUACCAUCUCACUCUGGGACUGUGUUAAGAGAACAGCGAAGGAAGACUGGAUGCACGUUAUAUCAUGGGUCGCCGGUAUAUCAAACCUGCGGGUUCUAUCCAUUUGCACUGCCACGGCCUUCGACGAUAUCACGGAUGUGAUACCGAACACCCGGGAAGAGCUAUCAAGUGAACAGGGCCUUAUCAGGAUCAGGGAUGCUAUACAUGAGGAGGCUUGGCCAGUUGAGAUCUCUCACACGGCGGUGCGAUCAUUGUUCGUGAAUGUCGGAUAUACUCGGUACCCGCUUGCCCUUAUGGUCUACUAUUCCUAUCGGCAUCCCGAUGACCCGGCUGUUCUUUUAGGGGAUGAGCGGAUUGCGGGGGAUAAUUAUACUUUUGUUAGGGAGUGCGAGGGACCGGUUGGGAAACAGGGAGGUACUAAAAAAUGGCUGGAGGGUUUGCAUACUUUUGAGGUGGAGUAUUUCUAA
Molecule: messenger RNA, 1758 nt
Organism: Penicillium robsamsonii
Lineage: Eukaryota; Fungi; Ascomycota; Eurotiomycetes; Eurotiales; Aspergillaceae
Exons: 1
Coding region: 1-1758 (585 amino acids)
Source: RefSeq, a predicted model, not a curated record